UAAAUAUUGCGGUCUGCAAUUUUUCGUGUAUUUUCGUGUGGAAAACAGUGAUUAAAAAAGCUGCAAAUCGCAUUCAGACCCUUCUGGAGUGCGUUUCGUGCGAAAAAUCAUCGAAACCAUCGGUGUUGGCAUCGCGUUACGGCAAAAUUGUCAAAAAAUCGCCCCAAAACACCAAAAGUCUCGCGAACCAGAGAAAACGACGAAGAAAGAUAUCCAAAUCGCGUACAUAUGUGUCACGUUAACGCGUUGUGUGUGAGGAAAAAAAAUUGAUUCACAGUAGUGACACAAUAAUAAAAACAGGCAGCAGCAGCAAGCAAGAGAAGUCUGCAAAGCAGAGAGAGAGCUUCGAGUUUGCAUCGCGCAGGCGCUUAUCAAUGAGCGAGAGUGAAUCGGAACUGUUGUUGCCUGCAAGUUACUGCUUUUCGGCUGCACGACGCGCGGCACAUUGAUAAGGGACCAAAAACAGCAGAUCCGAGAGAAAGAGAAAAGCGUAUGCGAAAUAAAGGUGUGCCACGGAGCAAAUUGUGUGCUAAACGAUGAAAACACAAAAUUAUUCGCAACGAGAGGCAGUUUUGGCAUUUUCCCCACUUUUCACGUAGAUUCGCGUACACGCACGGUGCUUCUUCCUUUUUCCUCGUACGCGCCAGGAUAUACGGCGUACACCCUCCGACAACACACGCGAAAGCUUUAUUAAAGCUGACCGAGGAAAAAUCUCACUCAUUCGUGUUUUCGCCGUCAGUCAAGACGCACUUUGCGAUUGAUAGGGCAUCAGGCGAUACAGAAACUACCAAAAAGGACAUUUUCUCAAAAUAAAUCUCUUAAAAGUUACAAAGCAACAGUUGACAAGUGAACUUUUCAUUGUGAAAAAAAAAAUUAAAAAAAAAAAAUUAAAAUCUGUGUCCUGUCAUCUUUUUAGUCAUUUUCUGUCAGUGUAUUUUUAAUAAGUAACCAACAAAAAAAAAUUAAUUAUAAAAAAUUAAAAAAAAAAAUGUUAAUAAAAAUUAGUCUGUCGUAAUUUCUGCAAUAUUAAAUUAUUAAAAAAAAAACUUAAAAAAAAUAACUUGCUUGAAAAAAAAAGUUGAAGAAAUAAAAAAUCAAAACAAUGAAAAAAUUCACGUUCAAGGGUGUACUCGAUGGCUUCCGGUCGUCGUCAGUGCAACUUCCGCAACAAAUGCGACCGGAACAGGAGAUCCAAGAAACACUCAGAUCGAGUGAUUUUUCCGUCAAAAAGACUUUUCGACAUGGAUUCCCCAAUCAACCAACAGCCCUCGCCUACGAUCCCGUACAGAAAUUGCUGGCAGUCGGCGACAAAGCUGGCUCCCUCAGAAUAUUAGGGAAGCCCGGAGUCGAUGCGCACGUAAGACACGACGGAGAUCCGCCCCAAGCUGUCGUUCUCAUCCGUUUUCUCGUGAACGAGGGGCAACUCGUUACCGCAACUGCCGACGACACAAUCCAUCUGUGGAACUUCAAGCAAAAAAGUCCAGUUAUAGUACAAAGUUUAAAGUUUCAGCGGGAACGCAUCACAUUUCUGCACUUGGCGGUCGGCAGCAAAUGGCUGUAUGUGGGCACGGAAAAAGGCAAUAUUCACGUUGUAAAUACGGAGGCAUUCUCCCUUAGUGGUUACAUUAUUAAUUGGAACAAAACGAUAGAUCUAAUAAGUAGAGUACAUCCCGGUUCCGUUGUACAUCUGUCAGAUAAUCCAUUGGAUGCUAAUAAGUUACUAAUAGGAUACGAGUGCGGCUUGAUUGUUCUGUGGGACAUGCGGGCGAAAAGUGCAGAGCUUCGAUGGCAAUUUCACGAGCCGCUUCGAUCUGCGGCCUGGCAUUUCGAGGGCAAGCAUUUUGUGACGUCGCACACCGAUGGCUCGUUAUGUACGUGGCCUUUACGCUCUACUGGACCGCCCGGGAAACCACAACUCCAUGUUUUUCCGCACGCAAAACCAACAAAAGACGGCAAACUAGAGCAAUGUAAGCCGAUACACAAAGUAGAUAUAAAAACCACGAGAGUAGGAGAGACAUUGACAAUAUUUUCGGGAGGUCUUUCGAUGGAACGUGGCGGCAAAUCGCCAUGCAUCACGGUGCUGCAAGGCAAACAAACGACGGUGCUCGAAAUGGAGCAUCCCGUGGUAGAUUUUGUGACAAUAUGCGAAAGUCCGUGGGAUAGUGAUAUGCAGGAGCCAUAUGCCGUCGCGGUGUUGCUGCAAAAUGACCUCGUUGUGAUAGAUUUGUUGACGCCCGGCUUCCCGCCCUUCGAAUCGCCUUACCCGAUGGACUUGCACGAGUCGCCCGUCACUUGUUGCACUUACAUGGCGGAUUGCCCCUCGGAUCUCGUGCCCGCCUUUUAUGCUGUCGGCAGGCAAGCCUUAACGCGACGCACAGGUUACUCGGAUCGCGAAUGGCCCGUGGCGGGCGGCGAAUGGGAACCCGCCUCAAUUAGCUACUCCGAAAUUAUCAUCACGGGACAUCAGGAUGGCACAAUCAAGUUUUGGGAUGCCAGUGCGGGCACACUGCAGAUUUUGUACAAACUCAAGACGGCGAAAAUCUUCGAGAGACCCCGAACACGAUCCGUCGAUGGGCCCGAAGAAGAUCCCCUAGCUAUACAAAUUAUCUAUUUAUGUGCUGAAUCAAGAAGGUUGUGCGUAGCUGGAAACAGCGGACAUGUGAUAUUAUUUAAAUUUAGAAAAUUAGAAUGUACUUCUGAGACUACGGUGUUAGAAAUCUUAAUAUCUUAUGAAUCGUACGAUGAUGGCGAUGGCAGCCCCGAAUGUGAAUUCAUACCAAAGUCACUGCCAAAACAGACCGAAUCAACAGAUAGUGAAAAAAAGUUUGAUGGAAUGCUGAAAGUCAAACCAGGUCCCCAAAAAAAAUUAGCUGGCUUCCAACCGCAAUUAGUUUGUCUCACGCCAUGGCAAAACGGAACGCAUCCCGGACAAAUAACAUCACUUUGUAUCAAUUCCAGUUACGGACUUAUGGCCUACGGCAACGAAUACGGUUUGGUUCUCGUGGAUAUCGUACAGAAAUGUUGUCUUCUUAAUAUUGCGAGUCCCGAUUUGUAUGGCGCACAAGAUCCGUAUGCACGACAACCCCGAAGCCCCAAACGGCUCGACGUAACGCAGCAAUAUCGCGAUGAACAGGCACGCUCUCCGAGCAUCGACCAGUUGACAGCAAUUGAUAUGAGUCCGAGCAAAAGUACGUCAACGACUUCCGAGACGACGGAGAAGACAAGUUCUCGUCCCGUGUCGCCUGGCGUCGAAGCAACGGAAGAAUCCUCAUUGCAAUCCGGGACGGAAGACAAAAUGAAGAACAAAGAAGCGAUCAAACUGGAAAAUUCGCGUCGCAAGUCAAUGUCGUGGAAGGGAAAAUUGACGCGUCAACUGAGCAGUGCCCAGAUAAAAAUAAUCAGCACGUUCAAAGAACCCACAAAAAUGGCGACAAAAGUUCCCGUGAUGCAAAGUGAACCGGGCACGCCAAUCGAGCAUCGCGACAUGACUUUUGCCACGAACGAACUCGAAGUGCCAAGUGACAUGCAGCGUGGCGCCCUCUCUGAAGGCGCUACUGCUGUGCCAUCCGAUUGCUCAAAUUCCUCAAGUCGAACCCUUUCGCCGAAUAUCGACGCCGAAUACUUGUCAAAGCUCGAACAGGAAAUUGUCACAAGUCUCGAACAAGCCGGUUACAAAGACGAGGCAACAAUCGAAGAUGAGACCAAAGAUGGCGCUGCCGACGAAAACAUUCCCGUUGAUAGCUCAAGUGACUCGGAUUCGUCGGAGAGCCCGGCGGAGACACCAACUCACGCAAUUGCCGCUCAAAAGAAACGCACGUCUUCCAAUCCGUCGAUCAAACGCGUCGAAUUCAGCGAAGAAGUGAUGCAACGUGCUUCCAUGUCUUCCGUAGAGGGCGCUCGUGUUUCGCGCCCUUCAAAUCUCGAGCUCCAAAGCACCACGGAGCCCGAUGAACCGGUGCGCCCUCCGCGACAAAACAAAUCCAAGGCGACAGACAAGCGCAAUGAUCGUCUCCUUUCCGUGCCAAAUCUCAAAAUGUCGAAGCAAAACUUGAAAGACUUGCGAUCGAAAAGUGGGCGGAGCGAUUCGCAACCCGGAAGCAGCAAAUUUGCCGGAAAUCUCAUGCGACGCUUCAACAAACUGGAUAGCUCCUUCUCACGUUCCCGCUCAUCAUCGAUGUCUAGUUUAGAAAAUAUUACAUCAGAGGCUGUUACAUGUUUAGCAUUUACCGAUAGCUAUACGAAAAAAAGUGAUCCAUCCGCAUUGCUUCCAACACUGUGGGUUGGUACAAGCUUGGGCUCAGUAUUGACCGUAUCAAUUACAUUACCUGAUUCUGACAAUAGAAAAGCACAACCGAUGGUUGUAUCAUUUUUAGGAGGACCAAUCUUUCGCCUAAAAGGAUCCAUUCUGGCAAUGUCAUUUUUGGAUUGUAACGGUGGCCUCAUUCCGUACUCUUUCGAAUCGUGGCGCGAUGAGAACAAGCGUGACAAUGCUUUGAUAGGGACGCCAACGAAGGCGACAAAUCGCAUGAGUCCCACAAUGGGCGGCGACUCGGCAUUCAGCGAUCGUCAAUUCAUCGUCAUUACGAGCGAGAAGCAGGCACGUGUCGUUGCGCUACCCAGUCAGAAUUGCGUUUAUCGGCAGCAAAUUGUCGAUGCCGACUUUAUCGUGAAAGCGGAAAUUGUCAGUUUGAAAGAUAGCGUUUGUCUCGUUUGUUACGCCUCGCAUGGACAUUUACUAGCGUACACACUACCGAGUCUGAAGCCAUUGUUAGACGUCGAUUUUCUUCCGUUAGCUGACCUAAGCUUCCAGACCAAAUGUAAACAAGGAAUUGUAGAUCCGAUGCUCUCGAUAUGGGGUCAACAACUAAUUGUGCAUGAGGAUUCUAACCAGAUUUCCAAAUCAUUUUGCUUCAGCAAUCGAGGACAAGGAUUGUUUCUGGCGACUCCCACCGAGAUACAAAAGUUUACAAUCUGUGCGGAGUUUUGCACAUUAUUCAGUGAAAUGGCGCCACAAUUGUACAUGGAAGCAGAGAUGCCGGAAGCUCCAAAAGCUUCUUUCCUCGUUGGAUUGUUCGGGGGCGGCACAAAAAGUUUCGAUCGUGAAGAAUUAUUUGGCGAAGCAAGCGGCAAGGCAAAUCGCUCCGUGGCUGUUCGAUCGACGCCAAGCGAACGCCUGCAAGAAUUGGGUGCACGUGCCUCGACAGCGGGCAAUGAAAUUUCGCGUGCACACAAAAUGAUGAUUGAGCGCGGCGAGAAACUGAGUCAAUUAGAAGACAAUGCCGAACGAAUGUCAAACACAGCACAAGAAUUUAGCAGUACAGCACAUCAAUUAAUGAACAAAUAUAAGGAUAAGAAAUGGUAUCAAUUGUAAAUAUAAAAAAAAAUUGGACAAAAAAAGUGUAUUGUUACCGCAAUAAGUCAAUAUUAUAAAUAUUUAACAAAAUUUGCUUUGCAAAAAUACUUCAAAAGCAAAAUUUAUCUUCGUGCUUUACAAAAAUGAGAAAAUUAAGAAACACAACCGAUGACCGUAAACUAACUCCAAUGAAAUUUAAAAUUUUAUAGACUCUAUUCUAUACGUGAAAAAAACACAAACUAACCAAAAAUUUUAACCCCCUUCUUGCAAAUAAAGCAAAACUAUUACUAAAGGUGUAUAAUUCCGAGAAAAAAAAAGAAAAGUUAUAAAAUGAAAGAGUAACCUUCAAAAAUUCUUAUGAUUAAUCAUAGUUAAUGUUACAUAAAAAUAAUAUAUAUAUAAAAAAUGAGAAAAAAAAGUAUAAAAGUUAAUAAGAGAGUUAAGCUUACCACA
This is a messenger RNA of Culicoides brevitarsis, 5806 nucleotides long. RefSeq names its product syntaxin-binding protein 5 (gene Tomosyn). Gene Ontology annotation, molecular function: syntaxin binding; myosin II binding; GTPase activator activity. NCBI's taxonomy places the organism in Eukaryota, Metazoa, Arthropoda, Insecta, Diptera, Ceratopogonidae. The record is from RefSeq and is a predicted model, not a curated record. Gene Ontology annotation, cellular component: SNARE complex; plasma membrane; cytoplasm. The transcript is spliced from 20 exons. Bases 1103 to 5371 code for a protein of 1422 amino acids. Gene Ontology annotation, biological process: regulation of protein secretion; regulation of exocytosis.